UCUGGUUUUAGUACUUCUGUAACUUGAAUAUUUAAUAUUAUUUAAGGAUUAGAAUCUGUGAAAAUACUAUUUUGAUUUUCUAUUCAACUAUUCAAAAUCGAAUUUAUUUAAGCAAAUUAAUAUGAAUAAAAAAAAAAAUAUGGCAAUUGAUUUCCAAGAUAAUAUGAUACUGUUAACUAGGAAAUAUUUAAAGCGUAAAAUUAUGUGUCCUGAAACAAAGUUCAGACAUUAUGUUAAAGAAAGAAUGCACAUAUUAGAAUUGUUAAAAAGAACAGUAGAUAUGGGUGAAAGUAAUUCUGUUUUAUUAAUUGGACCUAGGGGUAGUGGAAAAACAACACUAAUAAAUAGUGUUUUAAAAGAAUUGUCAUAUGUGAAAAGUUUUAAAGAAAAUGCAUUAAUAGUAAAUCUUAAUGGUCUUGUUCACACUGAUGAUCGAUUAGCUUUAAAGGAUGCUACACGUCAAAUGCAAUUAGAAAAUGUUGUUGAUGGUAAAGUUUUUGGCACAUUUGCUGAAAAUUUAUCUUUUCUUCUUGAUUGUUUGAAAUCAGGUGAUAAGAAGUCUUCCAAACCAGUUAUUUUCAUAUUAGAUGAGUUUGAUUUAUUUUGUGAACAUCAUAAUCAAACUCUGUUAUAUAAUCUAUUUGAUAUUGCUCAAUCUGCACAAGCACCAAUAUGUGUAAUAGGAAUGACUUGUAGAUUAGAUGUUAUAGAACUCUUAGAAAAAAGAGUUAAAUCAAGAUUUUCUCAUCGGCAAAUAUUUUUAUUCCCUGGAGAUAUGUCAUUGUCAGAACAACCAUCAUCCGCUUUUGAUGAUCGUUUAGAACUUUUUCAACAUCUUUUAAGUCUUCCUGAUGAUGAAAAUGUAAAUAGGAUAGAGCAUCAAUAUGAUGAUUGUAUAAUAGAACCACAAUUUGGGUCUGUAUGGAAUGAUUAUAUAAAAAGUUUAGUUAGUAAUGUUACUAUGGUGAAUCUAUUAAAAAAAAUGUAUCAAAUUGAUGUAAGUGAAAGAAGUUUUAGAAAUUUUCUGGCAAUAACUGUUUCUUCAUUAUCAGAGAAACAUCAAAGACUAGAAAUAAAUGAUUUUAUAGAAGCAAGUAAAAUGUUUUCUCAAGAUGACAAAGUAUUAAUGCUUGAAGGAUUAUCUGUAUUAGAAAUGUGUUUAAUAAUAUCAAUGAAACAUGAAACAGAAAUUUAUGAUGGAGAGCCAUUUAAUUUUGAAGCAAUUUAUAAUCGUUAUAUUAAAUUUGCUAAUCAAAAUUCUUCUAUACAAACUGUUCAAAAGCCUGUUAUUAUGAAAGCAUUUGAACAUAUUAAGAAUUUAGAAUUUAUACUGCCAGUGAGUGGCAUGAAUUCAAAAGUUGAAAAAGAAUAUCAAUAUUAUAAAUUUUUACUCACUUCACAACAAGUUAUGGAAGCUGUAAAAAAUUAUUCUGGAUUACCAACAGAAGUAUCACAAUGGGCAGUAAUUAAUAUGUAAUUAUAAUAGAUUCAUAAAAUUACAGGUGCUAAGAAGUUUUAUAUUUGUAAUAUCAUUCAUGCAAUCUUAG
This is a messenger RNA of Apis laboriosa (Himalayan honeybee), 1547 nucleotides long. It is a transcript of the gene Orc4, whose product is annotated as origin recognition complex subunit 4. The record is from RefSeq and is a predicted model, not a curated record. Gene Ontology annotation, cellular component: nuclear origin of replication recognition complex; nucleus. Bases 122 to 1477 code for a protein of 451 amino acids. The transcript has 6 exons. Lineage: Eukaryota; Metazoa; Arthropoda; Insecta; Hymenoptera; Apidae. Gene Ontology annotation, biological process: DNA replication initiation; DNA replication. Gene Ontology annotation, molecular function: ATP hydrolysis activity; ATP binding; DNA replication origin binding.